CCUAAAAAUGAACAUUAGGCCUAGUUACUAUUAGGUGGCCUAAUGCUCAGCUUCUUCUUCCACUCCCUUUUUUCUCUACUUCCUACUCUCACUUCGCCUUAACUGCGAUCGAUCGUACUUCUCCUCUGCGCGGUUGAGCCCCCAUGGCUCCUAUCCCUCUCCUCAUCUUCAUCCCCCUCCUCCUCUCUCCCUCCCCCGUAUCCGCUUGGAAGAAAGACGAGUUCCGCAACUGCAACCAAACACCCUUUUGCAAGCGCGCUCGCUCCCGCACUCCUCACUCUCUCCCCCGUCUCAUCGUCUCCGAUCCCUCAAUUUCCGAGGGUCACCUCACUGCCCACCUCCUACCUUCCAUCCCCUCCGCCGAAGAUGUUUCCGCCGGUGAUCUCCCUCGCCCUCUCCUCCUCCGCCUCUCGGUCUACCAGAACGGUAUUCUACGCCUCAAGAUCGACGAAGACUACUCUGCUCCCUCCGCUCCUUCGAAACAACGGUUCGAGGUUCCCGAUGUCGUGCUCACCGACUUCGAAGACCGCCGCCUAUGGCUCCCCCGGGUAUCUUCCUCUGAGGACGGCUCGAUUUCUUCCCUUUAUUUGUCGGACGAGUUUGAGGCGGUGUUACGGCAUGAUCCUUUUGAGAUCCAGGUCCGACGGAAAGGAUCCAAUAUUCCAAUAAUAUCGUUAAACUCAUACGGGCUAUUCGAAUUCGAGCAGCUCCGGGAGAAGAAAGAGGGAGAGGAUUGGGAGGAACGAUUUCGAGGACAUACCGAUACUAGGCCGCAUGGUCCUCAGUCGAUAAGCUUUGAUGUUUCGUUUCAUGGGGCAGACUUUGUGUAUGGAAUCCCUGAGCACGCCUCUACUUCGUUGGCCCUUCGUGCUACUAGAGGACCUGGUGUGGAGCAUUCUGAACCCUAUAGGCUUUUUAAUCUUGAUGUUUUCGAGUAUCUACAUGAUUCACCUUUUGGGAUAUACGGGUCCAUCCCAUUCAUGCUCUCGCAUGGGCUGAAGGGGUCCUCUGGAUUCUUUUGGCUUAAUGCCGCUGAGAUGCAGAUUGAUGUGCUUGCCCCUGGAUGGGAUGAUUCGGCUGCUCCAGAGAAGGGUAGGAUUGACUCUUUUUGGAUGAGUGAGGCAGGGAUUGUGGAUGCUUUCUUCUUUGUAGGCCCGGGGCCUAAGGAUGUUCUUCAACAAUAUGCCAGUGUGACUGGAACUCUGGCAAUGCCGCAGGAGUUUGCCAUCGCUUACCACCAAUGUAGAUGGAAUUACAGAGACGAGGAUGAUGUUGCUGCUGUUGAUGCUGGUUUUGAUGAGCAUGACAUACCUUAUGAUGUACUGUGGCUUGACAUUGAGCACACUGAUGGGAAAAGGUAUUUCACUUGGGAUAGAGUUUUGUUCCCUAAUCCAGAGGAGAUGCAGAAGAAAUUGGCAGCAAAAGGGAGGCAUAUGGUUACUAUUGUAGACCCUCACAUCAAGAGAGAUGAUUCCUACUAUGUGCAUAAGGAGGCUACAGAUAAGGGUUAUUAUGUGAAGGAUGCAACAGGGAAGGACUUUGAUGGCUGGUGCUGGUCAGGUUCGUCAUCAUACCCAGAUACAAUUAACCCGGACGUUCGGGAGUGGUGGGCUGAGAAAUUCUCAUUCAAGAACUAUAGGGGUUCAACACCGUCUUUGUAUAUAUGGAAUGACAUGAACGAGCCUUCAGUCUUCAACGGCCCUGAGAUAUCAAUGCCAAGAGAUGCUUUACAUUUUGGAGGAGUUGAGCACCGGGAAUUGCAUAAUGUCUAUGGGUACUACUUUCUUAUGGCCACAGCUGAUGGACUAUUGAAGCGAGGCAAUGGAAAGGAUCGCACUUUUGUUUUAUCUCGAGCUUUUUUUGCUGGGAGCCAACGGCAUGGCGCUAUCUGGACAGGAGAUAAUUCUGCUGACUGGGAUCAUCUAAGAUCUUCAGUUCCAAUGAUUUUGACCCUGGGGCUUACUGGAAUGUCAUUCUCAGGUGCGGAUGUUGGUGGGUUUUUUGGCAACCCCGAACCUGAGCUGUUGGUGCGUUGGUACCAGCUGGGUGCUUACUAUCCUUUUUUUAGAGCUCAUGCGCAUCAUGACACCAAGAGAAGGGAACCUUGGCUUUUUGGUGAGAGGAGAACCGCUUUGAUUAGGGAAGCAAUACACACAAGAUAUUCAUUGUUACCAUAUUACUACUCCCUAUUUAGAAAGGCUAGUGUAAGCGGUAUCCCCAUAUUGCGGCCUCUAUGGCUUGAAUUCCCCGAGGAUAAAGAAACAUUUGACAAUAGUGAGGCCUUUUUGGUUGGUGAAAGUAUCCUAGUCCAGGGAAUAUAUGAAGAGGGCCAAAAAUCCGUGUCAGUUUAUUUGGCUGGGGAGCAGCCUUGGUAUAGCAUGAGAAAUGGAGCCGCAUAUUCUGGAGGCCAGAUCCACAAACUUGAGGUUGUUGAAGACAGCAUACCCAGUUUCCAGAGGGCAGGUUCCAUUGUCCCUAGAAGAUACAGGUUCAGACGUAGCACAACACAAAUGACAGAUGAUCCCUAUACUCUGGUAAUUGCACUCAAUAGUUCUCUAGCCGCAGAAGGCGAGCUUUACAUCGACGACGGCAAGACUUACGAGUUCGAGCAGGGCGCAUACAUCCACCGUCGAUUUGUUUUCUCUAACAGCAUCCUGACCUCAUAUAACAUGCAUUCCAUCCCACCCGAAGCGAAGAAAUUCUCUUCAAAUGCCACCGUGGAGCGGAUCAUUAUUCUCGGACUACCAUCGGCCCCAAAAAAAGCAGUGAUCGAGCCCGGCAAUCAUGAAACCGACAUCGAGCCCGGCCCGCUCGCACUUAGAGCGGGCGCAAGCCCAGUUGCUCUUGUGAUACGAAAGCCCAAUGUCCGCAUUGCCGAUGACUGGACCAUCAAGGCCUUGUAGGUUUCUAUGGAUGGUUUCGACGUGAAUUAUUUGUAUCAUUUUCGGCGAGUGCGGCAGGAAUUUUGUUUUAAUUUGCAUUUUUUUUUUAAUUUAGUGAUCAAAAUGGGCUGAGAAGUGUUUAAUCUUAUGAUUGACGUUAUGUUCCCAUCGUGUUUCGGGUAAUUUAAUAACAAUUUUAUAUGUACAGCAGCUGUCUAAAUGGCUGCUGAUCUGCAUGAAAAUUGUUGCUUUCGGGGCUUCUUUGACAAAAGUUUGCGAUCAGCAACAAAUAUACUUGUUUCUCUGAAAUCUAAACCAUUACUCGAGGCAAAAAACUUUC
Molecule: messenger RNA, 3222 nt
Organism: Phalaenopsis equestris
Lineage: Eukaryota; Viridiplantae; Streptophyta; Magnoliopsida; Asparagales; Orchidaceae
Product: probable glucan 1,3-alpha-glucosidase
Exons: 6
Coding region: 144-2903 (919 amino acids)
Biological process (GO): N-glycan processing; carbohydrate metabolic process
Molecular function (GO): carbohydrate binding; alpha-glucosidase activity
Source: RefSeq, a predicted model, not a curated record